AUGGCCCUGCCCUCAAUCAGCAUCGCAUCCAUCGUUAUCGGCUUCAUAUCAUUCUCUUUUACACUUGCGAUUUGGCUUCACGCAUUCUGGGACGCCUUCCUAACCCUCGGUUCCGCUCCCAACCAAAUCCAAGACGCCCUGUCCGUCCUCCGACAAGGCUUGUACGAAGAACGAGAACACCUCAAACGGAAACGGCGACGAGGAGAGGGUGACCACCCAGGUUCUAAAUUGAAGAGUCUAUACUACGAAGGCGGACCUACCAGAGUCAUAAACGAUGCAGUUAAAGACUUGAUAAAAGAGUUCAAGAACUAUGAGAGGCCUUUUUUAGUGACUCCGCACGAGGGAAGGGAGAAAGAAUUGGAGUGGUCGUUUGAUGCUACGCAGCAGUAUUAUAAAAGCGAUUUUUGGCACCGGCUGCUUUGGCUAAGAGCGAGGGGACAUAUUUAUAAUAUUGCCAACCGGCUGGAGAAGGCGCAGAUCAGGCGGAUUGCGCAGGAAACCACCGAGACCCAAUUUAUGUUGAGGGAUACGAUGGGCAUGGUGAGAGAGUAUGAGAACAGGCUUCGGGCUAUUGAGGAGAGACUCCAGAUGUCGAGGAUUGGGUACUGA
This is a messenger RNA of Hyaloscypha bicolor E, 609 nucleotides long. RefSeq lists its product as uncharacterized. Lineage: Eukaryota; Fungi; Ascomycota; Leotiomycetes; Helotiales; Hyaloscyphaceae. Bases 1 to 609 code for a protein of 202 amino acids. The record is from RefSeq and is a predicted model, not a curated record. The transcript is spliced from 2 exons.